This is a messenger RNA of Lipotes vexillifer (Yangtze River dolphin), 986 nucleotides long. It is a transcript of the gene COMMD5, whose product is annotated as COMM domain containing 5. The record is from RefSeq and is a predicted model, not a curated record. Lineage: Eukaryota; Metazoa; Chordata; Mammalia; Artiodactyla; Lipotidae. Gene Ontology annotation, cellular component: nucleus. The coding region runs from base 137 to 811 and encodes 224 amino acids. The transcript is spliced from 2 exons.
CUCUGCUCGGCACCUGGCGCGGCUGCGGUUGGCCGGGCGCUCCUGCAGAAGCAGGUGUGGGGUGUCGUGCUGUCCUUCACGCAGUUGCGGCUGGGACCUCCUACCUGGGCUGCCGGUCAAAGAGCAGGAAGCAGCGAUGUCUGCCAUGGGUCCUGCAGCUCCACUCCUGCAUCGCCCUGGUGACAGUCACAGUGGCUGCAUGAGUUUCCUGGGCGCCCAGCUGCCUCCAGAGGUGGCAGCAAUGCCCCAGCUCCUGAGGGACCUGGACAGGGGCACAUUCAGAAAGUUGCUGAAGCUGGUGGUCAGCAGUCUGCAGGGGGAAGACUGCCGUGAGGCUGUGCGGCGCCUCGGGGCUGGCACAGACCUACCUGAGGAGCGGCUGGGUGCCCUGAUCGCUGGCACACACACCCUGCUCCAGCAGGCCCUCCGGCUGCCCCCGGCCAGCCUGAAGCCCGAUGCCUUCAAGAACCAGCUCCAGGAGCUCUGCAUCCCCCAAGACCUGGUCGUGGACUUGGCCAGUGUGGUGUUUGGGAGCCAGCGGCCUCUCCUUGACUCUGCGGCCAGGCAGCAGGGGGCCUGGUUGCCCCAUGUUGCUGACUUCCGGUGGAGGGUGGACGUGGCCAUCUCCACCAGCUCCCUGGCCCGCUCCCUGCAGCCAAGUGUCCUGAUGCAGCUGAAGCUCUCGGAUGGGUCGGCCCUCCGCUUCGAGGUCCCCACGGCCAAGUUCCAGGAGCUGCGGUUCGGUGUGGCCAUGGUCCUGAAGGAGAUGGCCGACCUGGAGAAGAGGUGCGAGCGCAAACUGCAGGACUGAGCCUUGCUCGCGGGUCCCCUUCUGGUCACUGGGGAUAGCUGGCUCAGACAGGUGUCUCCAGAGCAAAGGCCACCCUUCCCAGGAGGCACUCCAGUGAGUGUUUGAGUAUAAUCGUGUAUUUCUCUAAGUGAGGAAGACAGCUGUGUCUUUCCCUUUUUUUGGAAGUAAAGCAGCU